Messenger RNA from Aspergillus saccharolyticus JOP 1030-1, 960 nucleotides. RefSeq names its product SDR family oxidoreductase. Gene Ontology annotation, molecular function: oxidoreductase activity, acting on NAD(P)H, oxygen as acceptor. The record is from RefSeq and is a predicted model, not a curated record. Lineage: Eukaryota; Fungi; Ascomycota; Eurotiomycetes; Eurotiales; Aspergillaceae. The coding region runs from base 68 to 829 and encodes 253 amino acids. Gene Ontology annotation, cellular component: intracellular anatomical structure. The transcript is spliced from 4 exons.
CGGCUCCUUACCCACAGAUCGUCCUUGUUGUUCUCGAUUCACGGAGAUCUAGUCAAACCACAAGAGCAUGUCGGGCAAAACCAUCAUCGUUACUGGUGCCUCGCGAGGUAUCGGCCUUGCCAUUGCAAAGUACCUUCUGGCCGCACCGCAAUUGCACAAUGUCGUCGUGGUCGCCCGCAGCAUCGAGCCUCUUCAGAAGCUCAAGGAUCAAUACACCCAGCAAGUCGCAAUUUUGAACGGCGACCUGUCCGACUUUUCGCUCGCCCAAAAGUCAGUCGACUUGGCCAUCAAGACCUUUGGCCGUCUGGAUGGCAUGGUACUCAACCACGGCAUCCUCGGACAAGUCGGCAAGGUUGCAGAGGCCGACCCGGAACAGUGGAAGCAAGGAUUCGACGUCAACUUCAUGAGCCUGGUCGCAUUUGUUAAAGCCGGUCUUCCAGCACUGCGGGAAUCGAAGGGCCGGAUCGUCUUCACCUCGUCCGGGGCCUCGGUGUCUGCGUACCGGGGAUGGGGUCUCUACGGCGCAACCAAGGCCGCCAUGAACCAUCUGGCACUGACCUUGGGCGAGGAGGAAACCGAUGUCACUAGCAUCUCCAUCCGCCCAGGAAUGGUCGACACUGAGAUGCAGCGUCAAUUGCGCGAGGACCAUGCUACGACGUUGGAACCCCAAGUGCACUCUAAGUUCACCGGAGCCUACGAGAGUGGCAAGCUGCUCAAGGCGGAGCAGCCAGGCCAUGUCAUGGCUAAACUGGUACUGUAUGCACCGAGCUCAUUAAGUGGGAAGUUUUUAAACUGGAAUGACAAUCUCUUGGAGAGUUUCCAAGAGUAGAUUUAUAGGCUCUGCAAUAUGCUUUAGAAAGCCAAUUAGCAUAUACUCUUAUCAAGAAGAUCAUGGAACACAAAAGCAGGAUAGAGAUGUUUUGAUCAGCCGAAAGAUGAAAAGCAGUACAUUUUAGAAGC